This is a messenger RNA of Cyclopterus lumpus (lumpfish), 2117 nucleotides long. RefSeq names its product oocyte zinc finger protein XlCOF6.1-like. The coding region runs from base 335 to 1588 and encodes 417 amino acids. The transcript is spliced from 2 exons. Gene Ontology annotation, biological process: regulation of transcription by RNA polymerase II. Lineage: Eukaryota; Metazoa; Chordata; Actinopteri; Perciformes; Cyclopteridae. The record is from RefSeq and is a predicted model, not a curated record. Gene Ontology annotation, molecular function: RNA polymerase II cis-regulatory region sequence-specific DNA binding; DNA-binding transcription factor activity.
AUUAGCAACAUGGCGGCCGCCGUCAGCAGCAACAUUGUCGUCUCGUUGUUGCGUUGCUAAAGUGUCAGUUAGCUCCUUCAGUCCUGAUCCAGCAGAGUCUCUGUAUGUCUGGAUAAACCUCUGAAUGGACUUCUAGAGGUUCACCUUUGUUUCUGGAUGUUGUUCCUCGGACUCAUCUCCCGGUAGCCUACAAAGAUAUUCAAGUUAGCUUAGCAUGCUAACAGACCGACGGGGACGGAAGUCAGCAACACAGCGCUAGUCCCAGUUUAAAGGAGAGCAAACGGGCUUUGUGACGGAGUUUGUGUGGAGGAAACGUUUCUGUCGUUGUGUGAAGAUGUCUAAAGUCCAAAUGCUGAGAUGUUUAGUCAACCAGCGACUAACUGCGGCUGCGCAAGAGAUAUUUGGGCUGUUUGAAAGAACCAUAGCAGAGUACGAGGAGGAACUUUGUAGUUCCAGAGAGGAGAACGAGCGACACCGGAAACGACUGGACGCUGUGUUCAACCCGGAAGUCCGGAAUCAAAGAGCAGACCUCCAGCAGCUGUUAGUGGUUCAAGAAGAGGAUCCCCCUGAGCAGCAGGUCUGGAUCUCCAGUCUAGACCAGGAGGACCCAGAGCCCCCCCACAUUAAAGAGGACCAAGAGGACCCAGAGCCCCCCCACAUUAAAGAGGACCAGGAGGACCCAGAGUCCCCACACAUUAAAGAGGACCAGGAGGACCCAGAGCCCCCCCACAUUAAAGAGGACCAGGAGGGAGAGCAGCUUCAAGGUCUGGAGGAGGCUGGUAUCAACUUCUCAUUCACUCCUGUCAAGAGUGAAGAUGAGGAUGAGGAAGAGGAAGCUCAGUCCUCUCAUCUUUAUCAAAGACAAACUGAAACUGAAACUGAUGCUGACGGAGAGGACUGCUCUCAAUGUGGGAAAAGAUUUCACCUCAAGGGGGAUUUGAAGGAACACAUGAGACUCCACACAAGAGAGAAACCUUUCAACUGUUCAGUUUGUGAGAAAAGCUUUAAGCGCAAGUCAGGUCUGAAGUUACACAUGAUGAUUCACACAGGAGAGAAACCUUUCGGCUGCUCAGAGUGUGGGAGAGGUUUUAUUGGAAGUGGUGAUCUGAAGAAACACAUGAAAAUCCACACAGGAGAGAAACCUUUCAUUUGCUCAGUCUGUAAAAAGACUUUUAUACAGAGAGGUGCUUUGAAGGGACACAUGUUAACUCACAUGGAUGAAAAACCAUUCAGUUGUUCUGUCUGUAAAAAAUCUUUUACACAGAGAGGAGCUUUAAAGAGACACAUUUUAACUCACACAGGAGAGAAACCAUAUCGCUGCUCAGAGUGUGGUAGAGGAUUCAUUGAAAAUGGAAGUCUGAAAAGACACAUACAAAUCCACACAGGUGUGAAACCUUUCAGCUGCUCGGUCUGUAAGAAAUGUUUUUCACAGCAAUCAUCUUUACAGACACACAUGUUAACUCACACAGGAGAGAAACCGUAUCGCUGCUCAGAGUGUGGUAAAGGUUUCACUGGAAGUGGAGGUCUGAAGAGACACAUAAAAAUCCACACAGGAGAGAAACCUUUCAGUCUGUUAGACAUCUUUUAAACAGAGUGGAAGUGUACAGAGACGCAUGUUAAGUCACACAGGAGAGAACUUUUAGUUGUUCUUGUUUUGAUAAAAAUGACAUUAAUUCCACUCCCUCACUUGUAAAUAAGACCUUGAGGUACUGGAUCUCCCUCGCUUGGGGUAGUGACUCACCUCCAACUGGGAGGAGUCUAUCCACCGAUCUCCUUCAGAGAACCAUGGCCUCAGACUCAGAGGUCCUGACUCAUCCUGACUGCUGCCCACUGGGCUGACAGAGCGUGGUCACGGUCCUAAGCAGGAGAAACUCUGAACAAGUCAUAAAAACCCAGUAACCACUACGAAGCGAUCUCCAGUACGAGGCUAUUAUCUGGCAGAGGUCACCUUGUUUGUUUUGUUUAACUUUAACUGUCCUGUUAACUUGUCAUUGGGUAUUUUAUGGACCUCCGAGUCCCGUAUGUUUGUAAUUGUAUAAAACAUUUUGUGUUGAUCUCUAAUAUUAUUGACUUUGAUCAGUAUUGUUAAGAUAAAUAAACUCUGUUUGAGUUUUAAA